GCGCUAGAGCGCCCGCCGCCGGCGACCGUAAAAGGCUGGAGCACGCGGGGUAGGUGUGGCUCUGCCCGCGUGACCUGAGACCCCGUCCCGGUCGCCGUCACCUCCCGUAGCUGUGGCCUCUCAGCCAUGGGCACCGUCUGGUCCGCCGUGCUUGUCGGAGGAGGCCUGGCUGGAGCGCUUUUCGUCUGGCUGCUGCGGGGCGGCGCGGAGGACACGGGGAAUGGGGACGCGGAGCAGAAAAAGGACGCCCCUGUUGGAGAGGCUACCGCACCGGGAAGCGAUCAAGGUGGCGGCGGGGGACUGAGCCCUGGACCUUCCAGACGGGAACCAGUCACCAAACCAGAUCUUCAAGAAAGCAAUGGAUGUUUGAUUUCAGAGACCAAAGACCUUGGUAACCUGAAGGAAGCAGCAUGGAUACUACAGAGUUCUUCUGGAGAAGAUGGUAACUGUGACCACUCAAGACAGCAUGUUCCUUCUGGACGGUUUCCAGACACAGAAUCUCUAGCUCCUUCUGAGAUUGGUAUUUCUAGGGGUUACUCUGAAGUUUCAAGAAAUGAAAGCCCCCCAAAAGGACAAGAGACAUCUGCUAAGGUAGCUACAUGUUUUGCAGGGAAGUUGGCUUCAAGCAACCUGAUCAUGGACAGAGCUAAAGAAGAAGUGAGCCUUGCACGGUUGGACAGUCAAGACCCAGAUGACCACGGGGACUGGGAAAUGUUGUCCAGGCACUCAUCUUGGGGAGAUGUUGGUUUGAGUGGCAGUCUUGAGGCUCCAAUGUUAGGCCCAAACCAGGGAAUGGACUGUGGCAGAAGUACUGUUGCAGAAGCAAGAGGUCAGGAAGUGAAUAUGAAAACUCAAAAGGUAGUACCGAUGUCUUCAGAGUCUCAGCAAGUUAAUGUCAGGUUCCAGGUCCACUAUAUCACAAACACUGAUGUGCAGUUCAUUGCAGUAACUGGAGACCAUGAGAAUCUCGGAAGAUGGAAUACAUACAUCCCACUCCAGAAUAGCAAGGAAGGAUUCUGGUCUCAUUCUGUUUCCCUGCCAGCGGAUACAGUGGUGGAGUGGAAGUUUGUGGUAGUAGAGAAUGGGGAGGUUACCCGCUGGGAAGAAUGCAGCAACAGGUUCCUACAGACUGGCCAUGAGGAUAAAGUGGUUCAAGAGUGGUGGGGGUUUCACUGAUUCGGGUUGCUAAGUAUUGAAGAGGCUAAUACAGAAUGGGGAAGAGGCUAAGUUUGUGGAGCACACUGAAUAAUUUAAAAUAAGAUAAAGAAGUGUGACUCCAAAUUUAGGGUUGCUUCAAAUUUGUUAGUGGCUUUUGUCUAAAGUGCAGAAAUAAAUGUGUAGAUGAUGCUUCUAGUAAGCAUGGGCUUUUUCCUAUGGCACUGAUUGAUGGAUUUGUGCUGAUCCAUCAUUACUUUAGGUGAGUACUGGUUAGUGACUUGGCUAAGCUUCAAGGUGCAGAUUGUGGUCAUGAAGCAUAGACAGAGCAGAGUUCAAGCUUGAGCCUUAAUGUGAUUCUUACACCAAAGGAGUAAAACAUGCUUCCUUCAUAGAUCAGCUGAUUUCCUAUUGGCACAGCUGGUGAAACCCUCUCUUUACUACAUGCAUAUUUUAUAUUUAAAAAUAGUUAACACCAUAUGGAACUGUCAUCAGAAAUUAUCUGGUCCCUGGAUGUGAUUAGAAGAGUAUGAGGUAGUGCCUUCUUUUUGAUUCUACCUGCCAGGAAUGGUUUUGAAGGCAGAACCUGUGUCUUUGUCUUAAUGCUUUAAGGCUGGUGUAGAAACCAAGGGCCUAAACAGAGUUAGUUAUUAGAGCAGCCCAUGAGGGAAGGGAACAUGAAUGGGGUGAAGGGUGUGGGCUGAGUGAGGUGGCCUCAAUGACACCUCUUAGAGGCUUGGGAGGUACAGGAUCAGCCUGGACUCCAGGGAGGGACACAUCCAUCAUUUAUACAUGGGGUCCUUUGUAGGAUCCACUCUUUACCCACCACCCCUCCCCACUCACACUAGAUGUUAACUGAACUCCCAUAGCAACUGUUUCCAUCCUUCACUCGCUUCUCUCUCCUCUCAUACCAAUAGCUCUCUUGGGUUAACAAAUUCAUAGCAGGACAGUAAGUAAUACAGAAAUAUAUCUUUGCUCUGAGAAGAAAUAAACAUUUAAACUCUAAGUUAUUAUAACUGAAUAAAUAAUAAAACCUAAGUUUUAAUAUCUUUA
This is a messenger RNA of Choloepus didactylus (southern two-toed sloth), 2208 nucleotides long. It is a transcript of the gene STBD1, whose product is annotated as starch binding domain 1. Gene Ontology annotation, molecular function: glycogen binding; starch binding. The record is from RefSeq and is a predicted model, not a curated record. Gene Ontology annotation, cellular component: membrane. The transcript has 2 exons. Bases 127 to 1176 code for a protein of 349 amino acids. NCBI's taxonomy places the organism in Eukaryota, Metazoa, Chordata, Mammalia, Pilosa, Megalonychidae.